AUGUCCGUUUUUGACUGCUGCCACGACCGGCGUCUUCUUAUAACAACAUUUGUUGACAACUGGCGCCUCACUUCAUGCUGCAAGAAACCUACCUGCGUGGAUUUUCCCUCAUUCCCCAUCCCCAUCGAAUCCGCCGUUCUUCAUCCUCAAUAUCCAAACUCCGUGUUUUGUGUGCAAGUGAUAGACCACCCGAUAACACAAUCUGGCAAGUCGCAUACAACCUUGAACCAGGAUACGACGCUACCAAGUAAGGCAUAUAUCGUUGAACCAUCCAACCGCCGCACAACUGGAAUCAUGCAGCACCUUCCUGUGGAGCUCUUGGAGCGCAUUUGUAGUUUUCUCUGUUUCCAUUGCCAAGCGCCAUGUUACUUCCCAAACGCCGACAUGAAGGAUGUGGUGUCGGACAAGGCGUCUCUGGCGCGUUUCUGCCGAGUUUCCAAGUCGAUAUGCGCCGUCGCCCAGCCAUUUGUCUUUCACUACUACGCCGCCGGCAACCUCACCUCGUACUAUCGCGACCUUCCGACAAGACCUGGGUAUCUGUACAGCGGUGAACCUGAAUUGUGGUCCCACUCCAGCGACCUGCUUCCCUUCGUUCUCCGUUCCAUCAUCCUCCGCCCCGGCCUCGCCAGAUGCGUUCGGUCCCUACAGUUGAUCACCCUUCACCACUACGUCGAGGAAGCUUUCACCUGGGAAGACGGACCAGAAGGCGACAUCGCGCCGGCCAUCCGAAAAGCAAGCACCGACCUCGGCCUCAUUGCCUACAACGUCUUCCAUCCGGAGUACAUGGGUUGGGUCCGUGAGAACCUUGACCCCGAAGACCGCCCGCGCAUCACCAUCGGCUACGUGCACCACACGCUCGAACAACUCGCCAUCCUCCUCUGCCCGCGCGUCAGCACCCUCCUCCUCCUAGCCGACUUCUCGCCCCCCACCGGCAACCUGCUCGCCUCCCACGGCACCGCCCUCACCACCAUCGCCCUCGUCUCCCACGACAGCCGCGGCCACUACGCCCACGCGGGACCCAUCCUCGCCCUCGCUCCCAACCUACACACCCUGCACGCCAUCGACGCGCGCAACCACGACGCCCGCGCCCGGCCCGCCCCGGACCGCCUCGCCGGCGUCGCGCCCUUCUCUACCAGCACUACGACCACCGACAGCGACCCCCGCCCACCACCACCACCACUCGUGUUCCCCGCCCUACAAAAAGCCGCGCUGCACGACCUCGGCCUCGCCGCGCUCGCCGAGUUUGUGCGGAACGCCCCCGCCCUGCGCGAGCUACGCUACACCGAGACCUGGACCGAGGACGACGGGCGCGACCCCGAGUACUAUUGGGGCUUGGCGGGGUGCUUGGAGCCCGCGCGGGAGACGCUCCGGCGCUUGGUGCUCAGGGUGCCGGUCUCGCCAAGGUUGGGGGCUCAGGCGACGUCGGGGUUGGGGUCGGGGUUGGGAUCAUCGGGCGCGGUUGUGGGGUUGCUGAGAGGGUUGGUAAGGCUGGAGGUGUUGUCAGUUUCGCAGGAGGCCGUUUACGGGUGUGGUGCUGUUGGGGGUAUGGUGCGGCCGCUGCGGGGGGGGGCUGGCUGGGUUUCUGCCGCCGUCGCUUGUGGAGUUGUGUAUUUCGCAGGUUUAUCGGGAUUUUGA
This is a messenger RNA of Chaetomium globosum CBS 148.51, 1635 nucleotides long. RefSeq lists its product as uncharacterized. The transcript is spliced from 4 exons. The coding region runs from base 1 to 1635 and encodes 544 amino acids. Lineage: Eukaryota; Fungi; Ascomycota; Sordariomycetes; Sordariales; Chaetomiaceae. The record is from RefSeq and is a predicted model, not a curated record.